GUCCCAGUCUGCUCUCACACGUCCUCCCGCGCGCUCACGGACUCCUGCGCUCCUCUCGGGACCCACGCCACGCGCUUUUGGGACUAAAACACGUCCACGGUCCACGGUCCAGACCCCCCCCCCCCCGGACCCUCAGGACCCGCCCCGGACCGCGUGACCUCUCCGAUGUGGAGCUUGUGUCUUUAGAUGAGUGACCCAGAAGCUUCUCUCUCUCCACACUAACAGUGGGACUUUGGCACGGAUCUGGAGGAGCCGACUGGAGACUUUACACCAUGAACCGAGCCUUCAACCGGAAAAAAGAUAAAACAUGGAUGCACACCCCAGAAGCCCUCGCCAAACACUACAUCCCCUACAACGCCAAGUUCCUGGGAAACACAGAAGUGGAGGCUCCCAAGGGCACAGAGGUGGUGAAGGACGCUGUCAGGAAACUGAAGUUCCAGAGACACAUAAAGAAAUCUGAGGGACAGAAGAUUCCCAAAGUGGAACUACAGAUCUCCAUCUACGGAGUCAAGAUCCUCGAGCCCAAAACCAAGGAGGUCCAGCACAACUGUCAGCUCCACAGGAUCUCGUUCUGCGCAGACGACAAAACGGACAAACGCAUUUUCACUUUCAUCUGUAAAGACUCUGAGUCCAACAAACACCUGUGCUACGUGUUCGACAGCGAGAAAUGUGCAGAGGAGAUCACUCUAACCAUUGGUCAGGCAUUUGAUUUGGCAUAUAAGAAGUUUCUGGAAUCAGGAGGCAAAGACGUGGAGAAGAAACAGAUCGGAACGCUACAGAAAAGAAUUCAGGAGCUGGAGACAGAAAACGCAGAGUUGAAGAAGCAGCUUCAGGAUCUAGAGGAGCAGCUCAUGAUCGCUCAUGUCCCCCCGGCGGGCAGUGUGUCUCAGAAGCCUCAGUCCACAGACAUCUUCGACAUGGUUCCCUUUUCUCCGGUCGCUCCCUUGGUUCCCACUCGGGCGUCCAACGGGUGCCCCCCUCCGCCCCCCACCUCACCCCCUCCAGACAUCAACAAAGAUCUGUUUGGAGCUGAGCCGUUUGACCCGUUCACCUGUGGAGCUGCAGACUUCCCUCCAGACAUACAGUCCAAACUGGACGAGAUGCAGGAGGGGUUCAAAAUGGGACUGACUCUAGAGGGCGCUGUGUUCUCUCUGGACCCGCUGGACAGUCGCUGCUGAUCGUCUCAAGAGGAGGAAGAGGAGGAGAGGAGGAAGAGGAGGAAGAGGAGGAAGUGCCAAACUCGAGCCAAGAUGUCCGCCAUCCGUCCACACGUUCACAAGUUUAUAUGCACCCAGCGGAAAAACGCCCCGCACUGCAAAACAACUCUGACCGGAGUUCUCAGUAUUGAUCUUGUUUUCAAGUUUAGUGUAGUUUCAAAAGUAAAAUCCAAACUUGUGGCUUUAUAAAUGCAUUGCCCAAGAGCACAACAGUAUGAACUCAGGAAUUGAACCAGUUUGCAUUGAAAUAGUCAAAAUUGGCAGUAGACAGACUAGAAGAUCAUGGCAAAAAUUACAUGAAACACACAAACUCCAGUGAUUCAAAAACUAGUUUUGGUUGAACUUCAUCAUCAAUAGCCACUAGUAAAUUUUAAAUAAUAAAAUCAUUUGAUCAAAGUCGGCCUGAAAACUCCUGAUCGCAGCACGUCUAGUAGAAAAAGUUACACCACAAAAACUAAAAUCUAUCCAAGUUAAGAUGACUUGAAUUAAGAAAGUAAAAUACAUUUCACUUGACAAGUAAAACAAUCUGUCAGUGGAACAAGACUUUUUGUUCUUAAAUUAUGAAAAUACAUCUGGUUACACUUAAAAAAAGAAAAACAACAACUCCUUGCACUUAAAAUAAGAAACAGAAUCAAAUGUUACUUGAAUUAAGAAAAACACACUUAUUCCAUUGUCAGAUCAUUUUACUUGUCAAGUUAAAUCUAGUCAAAGUAAAAUGUUCUUAAUUUAAAUCAUUGUAACUUACUUAAAUAUUGUGUUUUGUGUACAUAUUAUUUACAAAGAAGUGUGUUUGAGUUCUUCUUAAAGUGCCUAUGACAGGUUAGACCUCUCAUUUGACUAAAAUACAGUCAACAUCAUGAGAUUUCAGAUUUGACUAAAAGUUUUUAACAGAAUUCUCCCUGUUUGGUGUCAAAAAAAAAAAAAAAAAAAAAGUGUGAUUCUCUAAAAUAGAAAUCUCUACUUCCUCUAGGAUCAGGGGUGUCAAACUCAAAUUGACAGAGGCCAAAAUUAAAAACUGGAACUAAGUCAUGGGCCAAACUAAAUCCAUACAUCCAAACUAAAUAUUUAUUGAAAAAUGUAUCUCCUUUCGAGAUAUGUAAUGUACAUUUUUUUCUUAUUAAAAUGUUUAAUAAUAGUUUUGCUUAAACACUGAAUCCAGAACAUGCAAAAUAUAAAAUAAUAACAACAUUUUAAAUAAAUCAUGUGUCUAUAGUCUAUCUGCAGCCAGCGGGCAGCUUUAACACAUGUUUGAUAUGAUCUCGCGGGCCAAAUAUAAUUAUAACACAAGGCCAAAUUUGGCCCCCGAGCCUGAGUUUGACAUGUCUGCUCUAGAGCAGUGUUUCUCAAUUAUUUUCUGUCAUGCCCACUCUAGGAAGAAGAAAACAUGUCUCGUGUCCCUUCAUUCCUCAGAACUACUACCAAACAUGGACAAAUCGCACCCUCGCCUUCAGUAGUAGUAGUAGUAGUAGUAGUAGUAGUAGUAGUAGUAGUUCAGGAGUAGCUUUCAGUACCUGCAGCACGUGUCCGUCCAUAUUACUCACUGUGUUCACCUGCGUCAUGAGGCGUCCGCUCCUGUGUUCUCCUCGUCUUUAAAGAUCAUGUCUGUUAUAGUUCGGGGCACUCGCUUCAUCCAGCGUGACAGAAACCACGUGUAAUGCUGCAGCAGAAUCAGCUCCUCUGCUGUUUGGUAUGUCACCUUAUAUCAGGCAUGUCCAAACUGCGGCCCGUGGGCCAAAUGCGGCCCUCGGACAAAUUUUUCUUGGCCCUCGGGGUUCCAGGUGAUUUGGCCCCUAUUACUUUGCAUCAAUUAAAAAUGAACUUUUUUACCGCAAGUUUUUUGAAAAUCUACUUUGAUAAAGCAAAUAUUGAAGAUUUAAUGUGUGGUUUGAGAAUUUUGAAAUGAGUGAAUAAAGACUGAUGGCUUAUUCUAAAGUGUUAAACAUGCACAUAUUUCAAUUAUUCACUGUAUUGAGCUCCAGUCUAUGGCCCUCGAUCGGCCCUCUGCUUCAUCUGUGUUUAGACAUGUGGCCCGUGAUGAAAAAAGUUUGGACACCCCUGCCUUAUAUGAUUCCAGUAGAGCGGGAUGAUUAUUGUAAUAUUCAGCAUGUUUUCUCUGAAAAAACUCAAACGGCUUAUCAGCAGGAUUGGGCUGUAAUGUCUUUAAGUGACGCUGUAAUUUAUUUGGCUUCAUGCUGUCCGGUGCCAACAUUUUUAGUCACAGUAAACGCAGCGGUCUUUCCUCGUUUCCCGUCGUAGUCACAGUGAAGCCGAGCGCUACAGACGCUUUACAUACCGUUUGUUCUCUGCACUUCAUAUCUCCUGCUCUAUAGUGCUAAUACUCCGUGCGCUCACUCCGACAAUGAGAGCGUCACUGCCAACUACUGUAGUGGAUGUGCAUUUACACUUUACGAAAAAAAAAAACAUAUUCCCCGAGGUCACACGUGCCCCCUCUGGCAUCGCACGCCCCGCUAUUUGAGAAGAACUGCUCUAGAGAGUUUACUGUUCUCAACAUAUUUUUCAACUUUUCUUCACUAAUUGUGUUCUUGAUUGAAACUAUAAUUUAUAUUUAUACAGCUGUAACUCAAUUAAGUGGAAAUUUCACCAGAAUUUGUCACACAUACUUUAACCAUGUCCAUGUGUGUGGACUAUGAUCAUUGAAAGUAAAACAUUUGCUUUGGAUUAACUGAAAAAAAAAAAAAAAAAGUAAUAAUAUUUGCGUGGGAUUUUUAACUCUACACUAAUAAAUAGUGUGUAAUUUUAAUUAUAUCAUAUUAAUAAUAAUGAUAACCAACACUAACAAAAAUAAAAACCUUAUAUUCAAAUGAGGCCAAAAUAAACCUGAAAAAAUUAAAUCAAAAUGAAUAUUGAGAAUCCAAGUCAUGAUUUGAAGCAGGAUUGUUUUGCAGUGCACUUCCCAUUGUAGAAAAGAGAUAUUUUUGUAAACAGAAUCUCAUAGUUUUGAGUACAGGUGACAGGUGUAAAUAAUGUAACGUUCAGAGGUACGGUCAGUGUGGGAUUUUUCAUACUCGAGCAGUUUGAGUGAAUGCAUUUGUUUAAAACAUUCCUUUUGUACGUCCAGUGUUGAUGACAUAUGAUUAUGAAAUGUAGCUUCAGUUUCGCAGCAGCAGCAGAGUUUAAACAGACAGGACUGGAGACUCUCUCUAGAAACUCUAUUUGUGUUGGGGUUGGUGCAGUGGCAGAGUGGUUAGCCUCUUGCCCAAGGACACAACAGCAGUAUGUAUUAGUCUGAGCAGCAUUUGAACCACCAACCUUCCCUGACUUCAUCUGCAAGAAGAGAAGUUUGUGAUUAUGGUUUCCACAGAAGAGGAAUGAGUCAUCAUUUCUAGUACAACAGUGCCCUCUACUGGCCCUAUUCAAAUGUUUUUAAAAAUCUAAUUAAAGUGGAACUAAAAACAUUAAAUCCACGUUAAUUUGGUUACGAAACUGUGAAUAUGUUUUUUUUAAUAACAUUAUCUACCACUCCUAAUCAUUUUUUUGGCAACUUUAAUGCUAACUAGGUAUAUUUGCAGCUUUCUGCUGCAAAUGUAUAAAUGUAAGUGUGAGCUGACUCAUGCCAGAUUGAUUCAUCUGAAUCACUCUGAACUGAGUUCUACACAUCAUCCCUCUGGAACGGCUCUCGCUGAAAGCCAUUCAUCCAUCCAUUUUCUUCCUCUUCAUCCGGGGCCGGGUCGUGGAGGCAGCAGUCUGAGUAGGGAGGCCCAGACUUCUCUUUCCACGCACACUUCCUCCAGCUCUUCCGGGGGACCCCGAGGUGUUCCCAGGCCAGCCCAGAGACAUAGUCCCUCCAGUGUGUCCUGGGUCUUCCCCAGGGUCUCCUUCCAGUGGGACAUGCCUGGAACACCUCCUGAGGAGGUGUCCAGGAGGCAUCAGAACAGAUGUCCGAGCCACCUCAGCUGCUCCUCUCCACGUGGAGGAGCAGCGGCUCUGCUCCGAGCUCCUCCCAUGUAACUGAGCUCCAACCCUAUCUCUAAGGGAGCUCCCUGCCACCCUGCAGAGGAAACUCAUUUCAGUCGCUUGUAUCCGUGAUCUCGUCCUUUCAGCCAAUACCCAGAGCUCAUGAUCAUAGGUGAGAGAAGGAACAUAGAUUGACGGUAAAUCGAGAGCUUUGCCUUUCGACUCAACUCCCUCUUCAACACAGUGGUUCGAUACAGCGACCGCAUCACUGCCGACGCUGCACUGAUCCGCUGAAAUCUCAGUCCCAAAAUCAAUCUCGCUGAAAGAGUUUAGAAAAAGGAGGGACUUGCAGCAGAAUGACUCAAGCUGAUUGAGUGAACCACCCCAAAGUGCCCACCCACCAGUUUCUUUUUAGCCAAUCACGGCAAACCUGUCAAAAUUAAGUAUCCAACUAGUGGCAGGUAAAACCAAAACAAGGGAACAUGUUGGAGAGGGAACAUGUCCAUAAACAAAUCUAACUGUUUCUGCAAUACAAAUUAAGCCACCAUCACUGUCUGCCAGCACCACCAUGUUUGUGCAGCUCUCUGUAGACUGUAUAUAGAAUAUAUAUAAAGUCUGUGGUGUGGGCCUGGAGCUUGAGGCUGUCGUCAUGUCGCCUGAAACUCCUCCCCCUGUCAGACAAGCUCUGUGAUUGGGCCGACCACUGCGAGGGUCUGAUUUAAACUGUACAGUUGGAGCAAACCUAGAUGGAUUCUCGUGAGUUUGUGAACUCAAAAAGAAGAAUCCAUCCAGCAAGAAUCCAUCUUGCUGCACUAGGCUGGACUUCAGUGGCCUCUGCAAUUUCAAGUACUAUGUGACAUCACACAAGACUGCCCUGAUUACAGCCAGGUGUUUUUGAUAGAAAGUUUGAAGUGUGGAUACCUGUUAGACCAAUCACACUCUUUCUUAUUUUCAAAAUCAGUUCUCUCCACAUCCUCGUGUGCGCUCGGCUCUGCUGCUGCUGCUCAGAACAUUCCAGUGUCUUUUACAUUUCAGUAUUAACAUGUUUGAACUAUAGUCAUUUGAUUCUUGUGUUCAUGUUGUUUUUGCACCAGAAGGCACUUUGUUUUUUAUGGGAGGUAUUUUACUACAUGUGGAAAUGUCCACUCGGCAUUUUGGUUGCAAUGACUGUUGUUUGAUUGAUAAUAAACAGAUGUCUACACAAA
Molecule: messenger RNA, 6337 nt
Organism: Boleophthalmus pectinirostris (great blue-spotted mudskipper)
Lineage: Eukaryota; Metazoa; Chordata; Actinopteri; Gobiiformes; Gobiidae
Gene: gulp1a
Product: GULP PTB domain containing engulfment adaptor 1a
Source: RefSeq, a predicted model, not a curated record